GCAGUAACUUCACGUCAGGCUGUGUCCACUUGUUUCCUGCUCCGGAGGAUGACAGGCGGAACGCGAAGCACCUUUAGAGGCCGCCACUAGCUAAUGAAACAUUUCUUCUAACCGCUUAGUAUUUUUAAAAAGCCAAGGUCCACACAUGAGAGCACCAUUCCAGGUUCGGACGGGAUGCGUGUGAACGGGAUAGAAAUCCCCCGGUUCUUUAAAACAGUCAUAGGCCCCCUUCGGCACCGUUAUGCUGAUUUGGUCCAUUUAACGACAGCCUGAAGCAGAGGUGGAACAUGGGAUUCCUGCACCAGCUCCAUCUCCUGCUGUGGAAGAACAUCUCUCUGAAGAGGAGGGGGCCGUGGGUGCUGGCCUUUGAGAUCUUCAUCCCACUGGUCCUCUUCUUCAUACUCCUGGGUCUGAGGCAGAAGAAGCCAGCGAUUCCUGUCAAGGAAGCGUUCUACAGCGCGGCCCCCCUCACCUCUGCAGGAAUCAUCCCUAUCAUGCAGUCUCUGUGCCCCGAUGGACAGAGGGAUGAGUUUGGUUUCCUGCAGUACAAGAACUCUACUGUGACCCAGCUGCUGGAGCGGAUCAGUGAAGUGUUGGAGCAGAACCACCUCUUCAUGUCAGACCGGCCUGGUUUGUGUCAGGAGCUUGAGAGCCUGCAGCAGCACCUGGAGAGUCUCAGCUCCAGCCCUUUACCUCCGGACAGCAGCCUCAACAGCAGCCAGGGCUUCACUCUGGCCAGUGUGUUGGUGAAUCCGUCAGGUUUCCAGCAGUUCCUGGUCAGGAACCUUUCCCUGUCCAGCUCCACAGCCAGCCUGCUGCUCAACACUCCAGUCAGCCUCCCAGAGGAAAAGCUGCUGGGAGAUGUGCACAGUCUGGAUGGAGGUCUGAUACACAAAGCCUUACGUGACCCAACCAAAGCAGGCCAGCGGCCGGCUCUGCUCCGGCUCAUGUCGCGGGCGUUAGGCCUCAGUGAGGUCCCAGGAAACCAGAGCACUGACCAACAGGCCCUGGAGGAGCUGGAGGGGGUCCUUCUGACUGGGGCCAUGUUGGAGGUCCUCACCUGUGGGAAGGGCGGGGCUAGUGAGCUCAGUACCAUCCUGAUGGUGCCAGAGAAGCAGCGACCGGUGCUGCAGGCCUACCUCGGAGCAGUGUGCGGCGGGGGGGAGGGUCAAAGAGCAGAGCGCUUCAGACUGCUGAGCCUGGAGCUGAGAGAGCAGAUCAACACCCAGCGGGUCAGAGAGAAGCUCCAGCUGGAGCGGCCCCGCUCUGUGGCCCCCCUCUCUCAGGCCGACCUCAGGGCCUUGCUGAAGGACCUGGCUGAUAUGGAGAGGCUUCUGAAGGACGUGGACCUGCUCUCUGGCCUGGCCCGCCUGCUGCCCAAAGGAGCCUGCGCUGGUCGAACUCCAGCCUCCCCCACAAACAUGACUUGGCCCCUUAACGCUACCACAUGGGGCCAAAACACAACUGACAUCCCUGGAGAAGAGGAGGGUGGAGGCGCAGAGGAAGGUGGAGGAACAGGAGGAAAGAAAGGAAAGGAGGGAGCAGAGAACCCUCACUCUCAGUUUUCAGCCUUUGUGCAGCUGUGGGCCGGACUGCAGCCCAUCCUGUGUGGGCACAACAGGAUCAUCGAGCCAGAGGCUCUGAAGCAGGGGAACAUGAGCUCUCUGGGAUUCACCAGUAAAGAGCAGAGGAAUCUGGGACUACUGGUUCAUUUGAUGACUACAAAUCCCAAGAUCCUCUACUCCCCCAUUGGAUCGCAAAUGGAUAAAGUGAUUCAGAAGGCAAAUGAGACCUUUGCUUUUGUUGGAAACGUGACACACUACACCCGGGUCUGGCUCAACAUCUCCGCCCAGCUCAGGACCUUUCUGGAGGAGGGUCGUCUGCACAACCACUUGGUGUGGCUGCAGCAGCUGUCCUCAGAGCUGCAGCAGCACCCUGAGCUGUUGAAUGGCACAGACAGUGAGCUAAUGCAGGGUCUGAUGGAGGGAAACUACAGCCUUCCGAACAUCUCCAUCCUGCUGGAGCAGAUGGACACCAUCGACAACGCUGCCUGCGCCUGGACACGCUUCAUGUCUAAGGUUAGUGUUGAUGUCUUCAAGGGCUUUCCCAACGAGGACAGCAUCGUCAACUACACCCUGAACCAGGCCUACCAGGACAACGUGUCUGUGUUUGCCAGUGUGAUAGUCCAGACUAACAAAGAUGGCUCCCUGCCAUCCCACGUUCUCUACAAAAUUAGACAAAAUUCCAGUUUUACAGAGAAGACCAAUGAAAUCAGACGGGCCUACUGGCGCCCUGGGCCCAACACCGGGGGGAAGUUCUACUUCCUGUACGGAUUUGUUUGGAUCCAAGAUAUGAUGGAGAGAGCCUUUAUCAACACGUUUGUGGGACAUGAUGUGGUGGAGCCUGGGAACUACGUUCAGAUGUUCCCCUACCCAUGUUACACCAGAGACGAUUUCCUGUUUGUGAUUGAGCACAUGAUGCCUCUGUGCAUGGUGAUCUCCUGGGUCUAUUCAGUAGCCAUGAUGAUUCAGCACAUUGUGGCUGAGAAGGAGCACCGGCUCAAAGAGGUGAUGAAGAUGAUGGGUCUGAACAACGCCGUCCACUGGGUGGCCUGGUUCAUCACCGGCUUCGUACAGCUGUCCAUCUCUGUCACCGCUCUGACAGUCAUCUUGAAGUAUGGCCGGGUGCUGCUCCACAGCGACCCUUUCAUCAUCUGGCUCUUCCUCACCAUCUACGCCGUGGCCACCAUCAUGUUCUGUUUUUUGGUGUCAGUAAUCUACUCUAAGGCCAAGCUGGCGUCAGCCUGUGGAGGGAUCAUCUACUUCCUCAGCUACGUGCCCUACAUGUACGUGGCCAUCAGGGAGGAGGUGGCCCAUGAUAAAAUCACCGCCUUCGAGAAGUGCAUCGCUUCUCUGAUGUCCACCACAGCCUUUGGCCUGGGCUCCAAGUAUUUUGCAUUGUAUGAGGUAGCAGGGGUGGGCAUCCAGUGGCGGACCAUCAGCCAGUCUCCGGUAGAGGGUGAUGACUUUAACCUUGGUCUGUCCAUGAUGAUGCUCAUGAUCGAUGCCGGGGUGUAUGGAGUGCUCACUUGGUACAUAGAGGCCGUGCACCCAGGAAUGUAUGGGCUGCCCCGACCAUGGUACUUUCCCCUGCAGAGAUCCUAUUGGUCAGGCAGUGGGCGUGUCGAGACCUGGGAUUGGCCGUGGUGUGGGGGAGGGGCGGCCCGGCUCAGUGUGAUGGAGGAGGAUCAGGCUUGUGCUAUGGACCAGCGUAGAUCUGAGGAAAUGCGGGGCAUAGAGGAGGAGCCGAGCCAUCUCUCGUUGGUGGUGUGUAUAGACAAACUCACCAAAGUGUACAAGACCGGCAGCAAACUGGCCCUGGACAAACUGAGCCUUAACCUCCAUGAAAACCAGGUAGUCUCCUUCCUGGGACACAACGGCGCUGGCAAGACCACAACCAUGUCCAUCCUCACUGGCUUGUUCCCGCCCACCUCUGGUUCUGCCACCAUAUAUGGUCAUGACAUCCGAACAGAUAUGGAGCGGAUUCGUCAGAACCUGGGCAUGUGUCCACAGCACAAUGUCCUGUUUGACAAGCUGAGCGUGGAGGAGCAUCUGUGGUUCUACUCCAGACUGAAAGGCAUGGCUGAGGAGGAUAUCCGCAAGGAGAUGGACAAGAUGAUUGUUGACCUGGAGUUAUCUAAGAAGCGCCACAGCUUGGUGCAGACGUUGUCCGGCGGGAUGAAGAGGAAGCUGUCGGUGGCCAUUGCCUUUGUGGGCGGCUCCAGGGCAGUGAUCCUGGACGAGCCCACAGCGGGGGUGGACCCCUAUGCUCGCAGGGCCAUCUGGGACCUCAUCCUCAAGUACAAACAGGGCCGCACAAUUCUCCUGUCCACCCACAAUAUGGAUGAAGCAGACCUUCUGGGAGACCGCAUUGCCAUCAUCUCCCACGGGAAACUAAAGUGCUGUGGCUCACCACUCUUCCUGAAGAGCACAUACGGAGACGGAUACAAACUGACUCUGGUCAAAAAGCAGAAUGAAGGCAGAGGACAGGGCAGCCAACAGCAGCCUCCCUCCUCUGUGGCCCCCCCCUCCUCUCUCUCCCCUUGCUCCCAGGCUCGUGUCAGCCAGUUUAUCGGGCAGUUCGUGGCCUCCUGCGUGCUGGUGUCCGACUCGAACACGGAGCUGUCCUACGUGCUGCCCUCCGAGGCUGUGAAAAAGGGUUGCUUUGAGAGGUUGUUCCAGGCUUUAGAGCAGAGUCUGGACAGCCUCGCCCUCACCAGCUUCGGGGUGAUGGACACCACCCUGGAGGAGGUGUUCCUAAAAGUGUCUGAAGAGGACCAAUCUCUGGAGAACAGUGACGCUGACAUGAAGGGGUCCCCGGGGGGAAGCUCAGUGGGGAAAUCCUCAGUGGGCUCAGCUGGCCUGGGAUUGCCACAGGAGGGUUCUGGACCUUCAGUGGAGAGUGAGAAUCCGGAGGUGGAGCUGAGUAAUCUGAUGUCGAGCUCCACCAUGAGCCAGAGCCAGUCCUCUCUCAAAUCCUCCUCGUCCAUUGGUUCAGUGAGGGGAGAUGAGGGGGGGUUCCACGCAGACUUCUAUGGAGAUUACUGUCCGCUCUUUGACAGCAGCCAGGAGCCAGACUCUGCCAUUCUGAGGGGAGAUGCAGAGAAAUGUCCGUCCCAAGAGCCGGAGGUCCUGGAGGGGCAGGGCAGCUUCAAGCUGGAGGGCUGGUGGUUGAAGCUGAGUCAGUUUCAUGGCCUCAUCGUCAAGAGGUUCCACUGUGCCAAGAGGAACACCAAGGGCCUCUUCUCUCAGAUCCUCCUGCCAGCCUUCUUUGUCUGUGUGGCCAUGACUGUGGCCUUAUCUGUGCCUGAGAUUGGAGAUUUACCACCCCUAAUCUUGUCCCCAUCUCAGUAUCAUAACUAUACACAACCUAGAGGCAACUUCAUCCCUUACACCAACGAAGACAGAUCCCAGUACAGGAUUAGGCUGUCACCGGACGCCAGCCCACAGAAGAUCAUCAACACCCUCCGUCUGCCCUCGGGCGUGGGGGCCACCUGUGUCCUCAAAACCCCCUUCAACAGCACCCUGGACCAGCUGGCCCAGACCCUCAACCCCAGCGCCAACAACUCCAAGACCCUGGCUGCACGCUACUUUGACUCCAUGUGUCUUGACUCCUUUACACAGGGGGUCCCUUUCUCCAACUUUGUACCCCCCCCUCCCUCACCAGCGCCUUCAGAUGACCCAGAUCCUGGCUUUGAGGACGGACUGUGGAACUACACAGCCGCCCAUCCGACCGCAAUGCGUGAGCCUGUUACGUCCCCCCCCACACUCCCCCUGUCCCUACAUGAGCCGGUGCGUUGUACCUGCUCUAUGCAGGGGACAGGCUUCUCCUGUCCCAGUGGGGUGGGGGGACGCCCCCCCCUCAUGAAGGUGGUGACAGGAGACAUCCUGGUGGACAUCACAGGCCGCAACGUCUCUGAGUAUCUGCUGUUCACAUCAGACAGACUGCGCCUGCACAGAUAUGGUGGAUUAACAGUGGGGAACAUUCAGAAAUCAAUCCCAGCGUCCUUUGGGAGAAACAUACCUCCCAUGGUUCGCAAGAUAGCAGUUCGCAGAUCAGCUCAGGUUCUUUACAACAACAAAGGUUACCACAGCAUGCCGACAUACCUGAACGUCCUGAACAAUGCCAUCCUGCGCGCAAACCUGGAUGCAUCCAAGGGCAACCCUGCUGCCUAUGGCUUCACACUGACAAACCACCCAAUGAAUCGAACCAGUGCCAGCCUCUCUUUAGACUACUUGCUCCAGGGGACAGAUGUGGUGAUUGCCAUCUUCAUUAUUGUGGCCAUGUCUUUUGUACCGGCCAGCUUUGUGGUCUUCCUUGUUGCAGAGAAAUCCACGAAGGCCAAACACCUGCAGUUUGUCAGCGGGUGUGACCCUGUCAUCUACUGGCUGGCUAAUUACAUAUGGGACAUGCUGAACUACCUGGUGCCUGCCACAUGUUGUGUGAUUAUUCUGUUUGUGUUUGACCUGCCGGCCUACACCUCACCAACUAACUUCCCUGCAGUCCUCUCUCUCUUUCUUCUGUACGGUUGGUCCAUUACUCCCAUCAUGUACCCAGCAUCCUUCUGGUUCGAGGUGCCCAGUACAGCCUACGUGUUCCUUAUAGUCAUCAACCUCUUCAUAGGCAUCACUGCAACUGUUGCCACCUUCCUGCUCCAGCUCUUUGAACAUGAUAAGGAUCUGAAAAGAAUCAACAGUUACCUGAAGUCCUGUUUCCUGAUCUUCCCCAACUACAACCUGGGACAUGGCCUGAUGGAGAUGGCUUACAAUGAGUACAUCAAUGAAUACUACGCUAAAAUAGGCCAGUUUGACAAGAUGAAGUCUCCAUUUGAGUGGGACAUCGUGACCCGAGGGCUCGUUGCCAUGACAAUCGAAGGCUUUGUUGGCUUCCUCAUCACCAUCCUCUGCCAGUACAACUUCCUCAGAAAGCCGCCGAGGAUGCCUGUCAGUUGCCAGCCAAUAGACGAUGACGAUGUAGACGUGGCCUGUGAGAGACGGAGAGUGUUACGAGGAGACGCUGACAAUGACAAGCUUAAGAUCGACAACCUCACAAAGGUUUACAAAUCCAGGAAGAUGGGUCAUAUCUUGGCUGUGGACCGGCUGUGUCUGGGCGUCCGGCCGGGGGAGUGUUUCGGACUGCUGGGAGUGAAUGGAGCAGGGAAGACCACCACCUUCAAGAUGCUGACAGGAGAUGAGUCUACCACUGGAGGAGAGGCCUUCAUUAACGGAAACAGUAUCCUGAAGGACCUGUUGUGUGUGCAGCAGAGUAUCGGCUACUGUCCGCAGUUUGACGCUCUGUUUGAUGACCUGACUGCUAGAGAACAUCUGGAACUUUACACUCGCCUCCGUGGCAUUCCCUGGAAGGACCAGGAGAGGGUGGUGCAGUGGGCAUUAGAGAAGCUGGAGUUGUCAAAGUAUGCAGACAAGCCUGCCGGCACUUACAGUGGAGGUAAUAAACGCAAGCUUUCCACUGCCAUCGCUCUGAUUGGAUACCCCUCACUCAUCUUCCUGGAUGAGCCCACCACUGGCAUGGACCCGAAGGCCCGCAGAUUCCUCUGGAAUUUAAUCCUGGACAUAAUAAAGACAGGACGCUCUGUUGUGCUGACAUCACACAGCAUGGAGGAGUGUGAGGCUCUGUGCACCAGGCUGGGCAUCAUGGUUAACGGCAGGUUCAAGUGCCUGGGCAGCAUCCAACAUCUGAAGAACAGGUUUGGGGAUGGCUACAUGAUCACAGUGAGGACCAAGAGCAGCUCUAAUGUGAAGGAGGUGCUGCGAUUCUUUAACAGGAACUUCCCUGAGGCCGUACUGAAGGAGCGUCACCACACUAAGAUCCAGUACCAGCUGAAGUCUGAGCGGAUCUCCCUGGCUCAGGUGUUCAGUAAGAUGGAGCAGGUGGUGGAGGUGCUGGGCAUCGAGGACUACUCCGUCAGUCAGACCACUCUGGACAAUGUGUUUGUCAACUUUGCCAAGAAGCAGAGUGACAACCUGGAUCAGCAGGAGGUGUCCCCCCCGGUGCCUGGACAGUCCCCCCUGCAGCGCAUCCUCAACCUGCUGAAGUCUCGGCCGGCCCCCACGGAGCUCAGCGCUCUGAUCAGCGAGGCGCCCGCCGAGCUGGAGAGCGACGAUGACGAAGGACUCAUCAGCUUUGAAGAGGAAAGGGUGCAGCUGUCCUUCAACACGGACACUCUCUGUUGAAAGAGCAUCUGAAGGGCAGAGAGCAGUAGGGGGUCUUCAGAGCUGCUGAUCUUAACCCUGAAGAGGACCAAAACUCUCAUCGUGAAACAUAGGACCAGUAGUUCAGUAUUUCAGCCUCAAAUUUUGUAUUCUGUGAGGGACUCAUGUGGUUUGGCAGCUGGAGAUAGCAGCAGCAUUCAGACUGAAAACUUGGUCCUGGAAUGUUUCCCUUUCAAUUUUUUUUGUAAGAAUGUAUCUCACUAAAUGACUGAUGAAUACAGAAGGCAAGCUACAUUUUCAGUGGAUGAUCAAAUCAUUGGUUGGAGAUAUGUUAAAGUGUACUUUAAGUUGGUGGAACGCGCAUUCUACUAACAGGGCCUCAUGUAACCAGAGCAGGCCCUUACUGAACCACACUGAACCGGAUUGAACCAGACUGAACCAGACUGAACCGGACUCAACCAGACUGGACCAGACUGAAGGAGAGCAUGCUGUGAUGAAGUCCCUCCCCAUUGGUCAUGUUAUACAGUCUAUUUUUGAUGUGGCAAGAAGAAUGAUUUAUUUUGGAUAUCAAAGCAGCUAUGGACUGGUGUGUGUGUGUGUGUGUGUGUGUGUGUGUGUGUGUGUGUGUGUGUGUGUGUGUGUGUGUGUGUG
Molecule: messenger RNA, 8384 nt
Organism: Trematomus bernacchii (emerald rockcod)
Lineage: Eukaryota; Metazoa; Chordata; Actinopteri; Perciformes; Nototheniidae
Gene: abca2
Product: ATP-binding cassette, sub-family A (ABC1), member 2
Exons: 49
Coding region: 288-7754 (2488 amino acids)
Biological process (GO): lipid transport; transmembrane transport
Cellular component (GO): intracellular membrane-bounded organelle; membrane
Molecular function (GO): ABC-type transporter activity; lipid carrier activity; ATP binding
Source: RefSeq, a predicted model, not a curated record